Messenger RNA from Haplochromis burtoni (Burton's mouthbrooder), 1155 nucleotides. RefSeq lists its product as uncharacterized. The transcript has 4 exons. The coding region runs from base 246 to 488 and encodes 80 amino acids. NCBI's taxonomy places the organism in Eukaryota, Metazoa, Chordata, Actinopteri, Cichliformes, Cichlidae. The record is from RefSeq and is a predicted model, not a curated record.
UAUUGUGAAAAGCUGUUUCCGUGUCAUACCGGAAGCGGUGGGCUUGAUGCUGAGAGCUUCAUGUUGCCGGUCAGCAGAAGGUCAGCCAACAGCAGCAGCAGCAGCGGAUAGUUGUCGGUCAGGUAGCACGAAGUUAACGAUCGAUCGGUUAAUCGGCUCCGUUUGUGCUCUUUGGGCGGGAAACCGGCAGCUUCCGGUCAGUGUCUACCAAACUAAUGCUAACAGGCUAACUAUUAGCUGCUAGCAUGCAGUGCGCGCACCCCAUGAAGAAGAGAAGUCUGGAGGCGGAGCCGCGCAACUCCAAAGCGAAGCGGCUCUGUUUGGAGGCGGAGCUCCAGAUGUCCGACUGUCCAAUGGAGACGUCGCAGAGCAGUCCUGCGACCAAUCAGCAGCCGGAUCAACAGGUACGGCCCACACCUGUUCUGCUCUGCUGUCCGAGGUGUCUCAGAGGAGAACCGGGUCACUUCAACCACAUCAUGGGCCUCUGAAGCUCCACCCAUUCUCCUGCAACCAGCCGUCCAAUCACAUUGAUGCUUCAGGUGCUUUACUAAAAUGGUGCUGCUGGAAGAUGUCAUCAAGGCCCCACCCCACCUUCACAUCGUUGUCAAGGAGACGGUUUAACGUUUCCAUCCAGUGAUGCAUUCAGGACCAGCAGUACUCCUCAGACUUAAGUUCUGAAAUCUCUGAUGUCCUUGUGUCCCUGAACACACCACUGAGUGUGAGCGUUUACCUGAGCUUUAACCCCACCCCCUCUCCUGUGUGAUAUGUGCAACAGUCCAAUCAAUGAUCAAUAACUGUGAUUGACGUGGUGGUGCGUUCACUGUCUCCGUUUAAAGGGCUUUCACACGUUGAAGACUUGUGAUGUGUUUACAGGAAAAAUGCCAGUAGAAUUUUUUUAAACUCCAGUAUAGAACCGACUGAAAGGCUUAACGAGGUGUUAAUAAGAGUUUACUGUAAGGGGAAGGAAAAUCCAUGUGGUUUUUCAAAAUAAGAGUCUUCGUGUCUGUACAUUUCUAUUUUUCUGAGGCAGAUUUGUAUAUUUUUUACUCUGAAUUUGACUGAAUGUAAAAGCAGCUCCCUAUUUUUGAUGACAUCACUUCCGCUAUCUGAGGCCAGCAUUUGUACUGAUUUCAGAAUAAAAGCUUUGACUGUGAA